GUAAGUCAGUCGUCUCGCAUCCGUCUUCACGAGUCACAACUAUACAACUUUACUCGAGUCAUUUAAUUAAUUAAAUACCAGGAUAAAUAAAUCAUCAAUUGAUGGAUUACAAAAUUCCGACGAGGCCCAACCGCCUCGGCGUGCCGGCCGGUGGGCGGGCCGAAUCCACCGCUGUACGACCUUCAACCUCCAAAAGUACCCCUGUCCCAGUUAAGACUGAACCUGACGUUCCGGUGCAAGAGUUUUCUCUCAGAGUUCCUAAGAACAACGUUCGUCCUGUGUCAAUCAUGCGGUUUAACAAGGCUCUGGGCGUCGAUCCCAGCAAUUGGACUAGUGUCAGGAUGGCUCGGGAAGAUAAUUCACGACUUCACAAGACCGUGCAGAUCUUACCAGAUGAGGAAAUGCCAAAGUUUGGCGCAGGGUCAGAAUAUGGCCGUGAAGCGAGAGAGGAAGCCCGUCGCCGAAAAUACGGUCUCAACCGGAAGAAGUACAACCCGGACGAUCAACCCUGGUUGCUAAAACUUGGAGCGGGCGAUAACAAGGCGACAACGAGAAAGUAUAAAGGUGUCCGUGAGGGUGGCGUGUCUGAAAAUGCUUCUUACUUCAUCUUCACACAAGCUCCAGACGGUGCCUUCGAAGUCUUCCCGGUCAACCAUUGGUACAACUUUACGCCGAUCCAGCGAUACAAAAGCCUAACGUCGGAAGAGGCCGAACAAGAAUUUGGAAGACGAAACAAAAUUAUGAACUAUUUCUCUGUUAUGGUUCGACGUCGGAUGCGAAAUGACGACGACGUGGAGGAGGAGCCCUUGCCGGGCAUAUCGUCAGGAAAGAAGGGAGGCAAAAAAGUUUCCUCCGACCUGAAAGUAUCGGAAAUGGAGGAUUGGGCUGAAAGUGAUGAUGAAGAAAUGUCUGACGAAGGAGAAGAUGCUGAUGAAAAGCCCAAGGACAAAAAGAAAGGUGCUACCGCCAAAGGAAAGAAAGCGCCCCCUAAGAAGAAAAAGAAAGGGUCUGACGACGAUGAAGGACUCGAAGAUUCUGACGAUGGCGACGAGGAGGGGAGAGAGCUCGACUACAUUUCCGACACGUCGGGAUCUGCCGACUCUGAGCCCGAGAAGGAGGGUGACAUUAAAGGUGUCGACCAGGAGGAAGCAAUGCGUGACUUGCUCGAAUCUGGGUCAGAUUCUGAAGAGGAGGGAAAAGGAGAAAAGAAAGCGUCCGAUGAGGGCGAGGAUGAGGCUGGCCCUUCCACCUCAAAGAAUAACGAGGAACAGGCCGAAUCCACGGAUAAGAAGAAGAAAAAGAAGAAAAAGAAAAAAUCAGAGAGGAAGGAGACUGAAUACUUGUCUGAUGAUGGAGAAAAGAGUGACGAUAACGUCGAGAGCAAAAUGGACCUUGGUCUAGACUCAUCUUUCGUUAAGACUGAGCCGGGGACGGGAUCGGAUGGCAAAGGGAGCUCAUUUGGAAAUCUUGGUGACAGUGAGAGUCCCAAUAUGACCGGAAAGAGGAAAGCCAGUUCGGACUUGCUCAACAUGUCGUCAUCCUCCAAUAAAAAGCCCAAGAUGGAAGUUUCAUCAAUUCUGAUCCAGUCCGCAGCGGCUGAGGGGAUCACUGAAGAGGCUGUUCGACGCUAUCUCCUCCGUAAACCAAUGACCGUGACCGAACUGUUGCACAAGUUCAAGUCCAAGAAAACCAAGAUUUCGAGUCAGGACAUGGUCAACGUGGUGGCGCACAUCCUCAAAAAGAUUAACCCCGUCAAAAGGAACCAAAAUUCAAAAAUGUACCUUUCUCUCACGGCUCCAAAGCCUUGACGAUACAUUCGAAAUUAACAUUUUUCAGGUCCUUAGGAAAUAUAAUUAUUUUCAAUUUUGCAUAAAUUUAUUAUGUAAUUUAUUCACCUAAAAUUUCCUCAUGAUUAAAUCGAUUACUUAAUCACAUGGAUGUAUAAGAAUCAUCACAAUAUUGUGAACGUUUUCAUAAUUGCAAAUAAAUGGGGAGUGAUUAAUGUA
Folsomia candida is the source of this 2006-nucleotide messenger RNA. It is a transcript of the gene TfIIFalpha, whose product is annotated as general transcription factor IIF subunit 1. The record is from RefSeq and is a predicted model, not a curated record. Gene Ontology annotation, molecular function: DNA binding; RNA polymerase II general transcription initiation factor activity; TFIIF-class transcription factor complex binding. The transcript has 11 exons. Gene Ontology annotation, cellular component: nucleus; transcription factor TFIIF complex. Bases 102 to 1808 code for a protein of 568 amino acids. Gene Ontology annotation, biological process: positive regulation of transcription elongation by RNA polymerase II; transcription initiation at RNA polymerase II promoter. Lineage: Eukaryota; Metazoa; Arthropoda; Collembola; Entomobryomorpha; Isotomidae.